CGCCAGGGGCGGGGCGGCUCGGGCCAGCGGGCCAGGCUGUGCACCUGCGCCUCGGCGGGCUGCUGUGGGGCACUGUCCCCCGCCCGGCAGGCCCUGCAAUGGCCAGGCCGCAGAGGACUCCGGCGCGCAGUCCGGAUAGCAUCGUCGAGGUGAAGAGCAAAUUUGACGCCGAGUUCCGACGCUUUGCAUUACCCCGCACUUCAGUGAGAGGCUUUCAGGAGUUCUCGCGGUUGCUGUGUGUGGUACACCAGAUCCCUGGCCUGGAUGUGCUGCUUGGCUAUACGGAUGCUCACGGUGACUUGCUGCCCCUCACCAACGAUGACAGUUUGCACCGGGCCUUGGCCAGCGGGCCCCCACCUCUGCGCCUGUUGGUCCAGAAACGGGCAGAAGGUGACUCCAGUGGCCUGGCUUUUGCCUCCAACUCUCUACAGAGGCGCAAGAAAGGGCUCCUGCUACGACCAGUGGCACCUCUGCGCACCAGGCCACCCUUGUUAAUCAGCUUGCCCCAAGAUUUCCGCCAGGUGUCUUCAGUUAUAGACGUGGACCUACUACCUGAGACCCAUCGACGUGUGAGACUGCACAAACAUGGCUCAGACCGUCCCCUGGGCUUCUACAUUCGAGAUGGCAUGAGUGUUCGUGUGGCUCCUCAGGGUCUGGAGCGGGUGCCAGGGAUCUUCAUCUCCCGCCUGGUCCGUGGGGGCCUGGCUGAGAGCACAGGGCUGCUGGCGGUCAGUGAUGAGAUCCUCGAGGUCAAUGGCAUUGAGGUGGCUGGAAAGACCUUGGACCAAGUGACAGACAUGAUGGUUGCCAACAGCCAUAACCUCAUUGUCACUGUCAAGCCUGCCAACCAGCGUAAUAAUGUGGUACGAGGGGCAUCUGGGCGUCUGACAGGGCCUUCUUCUGUAGGGCCUGGGCCUACUGAUCCUGACAGUGAUGAUGACAACAGUGACCCGGUCAUUGAAAAUCGCCACCCUCCCUGUUCUAAUGGGCUGUCUCAGGGGCCCCUGUGCUGGGACCUGCAACCUGGCUGCCUACUUCCUAGUGCUGGCAGCUCUCUGCCCUCCUUGGAUAGCAGAGAGCAAGCCAAUUCUGGCUGGGGGAAUGGCAUGCGAGGUGAUGUUAGUGGAUUCAGCCUCUGACAGGCAAAGGUGCAGCCUUUGUCACUGCUGCCCGGACUUUCCAGUUGGGGAGGGAGAUUAGCUUGCUCACAGAGCCCGCUCAACCUGGUGAACAUUAAAGGUUUUCUACAAAUGUA
Messenger RNA from Rattus rattus (black rat), 1255 nucleotides. RefSeq names its product par-6 family cell polarity regulator alpha (gene Pard6a). Gene Ontology annotation, cellular component: nucleus; apical plasma membrane; cell cortex. The record is from RefSeq and is a predicted model, not a curated record. The transcript is spliced from 3 exons. Gene Ontology annotation, molecular function: protein kinase C binding. Bases 99 to 1139 code for a protein of 346 amino acids. Lineage: Eukaryota; Metazoa; Chordata; Mammalia; Rodentia; Muridae. Gene Ontology annotation, biological process: regulation of cellular localization; centrosome cycle; establishment or maintenance of cell polarity.